Hipposideros armiger (great roundleaf bat) is the source of this 2402-nucleotide messenger RNA. RefSeq names its product ubiquitin specific peptidase 48 (gene USP48). Gene Ontology annotation, molecular function: cysteine-type deubiquitinase activity. Gene Ontology annotation, cellular component: nucleus; cytosol. The transcript is spliced from 10 exons. NCBI's taxonomy places the organism in Eukaryota, Metazoa, Chordata, Mammalia, Chiroptera, Hipposideridae. Gene Ontology annotation, biological process: protein deubiquitination. The record is from RefSeq and is a predicted model, not a curated record. The coding region runs from base 219 to 1676 and encodes 485 amino acids.
GUCGGCGGCGGCGCUUUGCGGCCGGUCGUGCGGGUCGGGCGCGGGCGGGCGCGGCGGCAGUGGCGCGCACAGGUGACUGACUGGCCAGCUGGCUGAGGGAGCGCCUGGUCCUCAUCGCUGGCAGGUGGCGGAGUCCAUUUGGGCGGCUGCGGCGGCGGCGGCGGUGGCGGCGGCAGCGGCGGCGUCCCGACUUGGGAGGAGUUCCUCCAGCCAAGGCCAUGGCCCCGCGGCUGCAGCUGGAGAAAGCGGCCUGGCGCUGGGCGGAGACGGUGCGGCCCGAGGAGGUGUCGCAGGAGCACAUCGAGACCGCCUACCGCAUCUGGCUGGAACCCUGCAUCCGCGGCGUGUGCAGACGAAACUGCAAAGGAAAUCCAAAUUGCUUGGUUGGGAUUGGUGAGCAUAUUUGGUUAGGAGAAAUAGAUGAAAAUAGUUUUCAUAACAUUGAUGAUCCCAAUUGUGAGAGGAGAAAAAAGAACUCAUUUGUGGGCCUCACUAACCUUGGAGCUACUUGUUAUGUCAACACAUUUCUUCAAGUGUGGUUUCUCAACUUGGAGCUUCGGCAGGCGCUGUACUUAUGUCCAAGCACUUGCAGCGACUACCCGGCGGUUGGAGAUGGUAUCCAAGAAGAGAAAGAUUAUGAGCCUCAAACAAUUUGUGAGCAUCUCCAGUACUUGUUUGCCUUGUUGCAAAACAGUAAUAGACGAUACAUUGACCCAUCGGGAUUUGUUAAAGCCCUGGGCUUGGACACAGGGCAACAGCAGGAUGCCCAAGAAUUUUCAAAGCUCUUUAUGUCUCUUUUGGAAGAUACUUUGUCUAAACAAAAGAACCCAGAUGUGCAGAAUAUUGUCCAGCAGCAGUUCUGUGGGGAAUACGCUUAUGUAACUGUUUGCAAUCAGUGUGGCAGAGAGUCUAAGCUUUUAUCAAAGUUUUAUGAACUGGAGUUAAAUAUCCAAGGCCACAAACAGUUAACAGAUUGUAUCUCGGAAUUUUUGAAGGAAGAAAGAUUAGAAGGAGACAAUCGAUACUUUUGUGAAAACUGUCAAAGCAAACAGAACGCAACAAGGAAAAUCCGACUCCUUAGCCUCCCUUGCACUCUGAACCUACAGCUGAUGCGUUUUGUCUUUGACAGGUCAGUGCGUGCAGGCUCAAGAUACAAGAAGAAAUAUUGUUAUCCAGAAUUUCUUUCACUGUCUCCCUUUCCUUCUCCAGGUGGGUCCUAUGUGUAUGAACUGAGUGCGGUCCUCAUACACAGAGGCGUGAGCGCUUAUUCUGGCCACUACAUUGCCCACGUGAAAGAUCCACAGUCCGGUGAAUGGUACAAGUUCAAUGAUGAAGACAUAGAAAAGAUGGAAGGGAAGAAAUUACAACUAGGGAUUGAGGAAGAUCUAGCAGAACCUUCUAAGUCCCAGACACGUAAACCCAAGUGUGGCAAAGGAACUCACUGCUCUCGAAAUGCGUACAUGUUGGUUUAUAGACUACAAACUCAAGAAAAACCCAACACAACUGUUCAAGUACCAGCCUUUCUUCAAGAGCUGGUCGAUCGGGACAAUUCCAAGUUUGAGGAGUGGUGCAUUGAAAUGGCCGAGAUGCGUAAGCAAAGUGUGGAUAAAGGCAAAGCAAAGCACGAAGAGGUUAAGGAGCUGUACCAAAGGUUACCUGCUGGAGCUGGUCUGUAAGAUAUUCUGGGACUGCACUGUUGCCAUUGAUGCCUUGUUUCUUUUACGUUCACAAAUGUAUAUGAACAAGCUUUUCUCUACCCUUUCUUAUAACCCGCUCAUGCCAGCUGAUACCCUCUAAAAGUGCUUUGUAAACCAGUCAUAACUUGAUGUGUAGCAUCAAGCAUAUAAUGUGUAGCAUAGAAUUUUCAUUACCAUGUACUUUUCAAAAUGGGAAGCUCUUAAUAAAUUAUAAGGCUAAGGUCAGCACUCUGCAUAUAUGACUCUUAGAAAUAUUUCUAUUUUGUGAGAGAUUAAUUUGUUUUUAAAGAAAAAUGGGAUUGGGUUACUAUUGGAAGCAGCUCACCUAUUCUGUUUCCUUGAAUGCUUUGUACCCUCACAGUAUGAACAGGCAUUCUUUUAAUGAAUAUUGUUUUUUAUGAUACUAUUGGAUUAAUUUAAAAUUUAAUAUCAAAUAUUAUGCUAAGAAUAGGGAAGCAUUCUGCUGACUUCUGAUUUCUUAAGAAUUGUCCCACAUAAUCCAGCUCAUCCCUUUUUUUAUUGUAUAUGUUUAUGCAAGUUUACCUAGUGCCUCAAAAAGGAAACCUCAACUUUUUAAGGCUGGUACGCCAUUUGUAAUACUAUGCUGUCUUUGUCAUUUCAUAGACAUGAAUCCCCCAUACCUAGUUCCUACUUAAAGGAGAGGCAAUUUAAUCCUAAUUUUAGAAAAUAAAUACUCAAGCAUAA